AUGAAUGAAAAGAUAGAGAAUGAAGAUAAAGUUGCGGUUGUCACUGUGGAGGAUGCCAAUAAGAUCAAGUUUGCCAAAGUGCAUCGUCCCGAAAGAACCAAGACUAUCCAAACCAUUGACACAGUUGCCUCUCGCAGACCUUCCAUCAGUGCUCCCAAGCGUCCUGAAAAGAAGCCUAAGGCUGAAAAGAAGAAUGUCGAUAUUACUGAACAUCUGCUCUCUCCCGAAGACUGUGCUGCCAAGUACCAUACAGAUAUCAACGUGAAGAAGGCUUCUGACUCACGCGGCCUUACUGCUCAGCAAGCUGCUAACAUCUUGACUGAAACUGGCCCUAAUCGAUUGACGCCACCAAAAAAGCGACCUGCGAUUUUGAAGUAUUUCGACUGUGUCAUCAAGCUCUUCAAUUUACUCUUGAUUCUGGCUGGUAUUCUCAACUACAUCCUCUUGGCAAUCGACUUUAAGGGAAACUUUCCUAAUACUUAUUUGGGUGCCAUUCUUAUUGGUGUUGCCUUGCUGAACGCCUUUAUUGAGUUUUACCAAGAACAAAAAUCACAGGCUUUGCUAGACUCUUUCCUUGACAUGGUUCCUGCCAGAUGUAUGGUGAUUCGUGAUGCCAAGGUGCAACAAAUUGAUGCUGUUGACUUGGUGGUGGGCGAUGUCGUCUUGGUGCGUAUGGGCGAUAAAGUGCCUGCUGAUCUCUUCAUCUUCUCUGCCUCGGAUCUCAAAGUCGACAACUCUCCUCUCACUGGUGAAUCAGAUCCUCAAGAGAGAGGCGGCACCAAUACUCAAAAGAACGUAUUUGAAGCCGAAAACAUCAUCUUCAACGGCACAUUGGCUGUUUCAGGUGAAGGUUAUGGUAUCGUUGUGCGCACUGGUGAUGGCACCGUAUUAGGCCAAAUUGCUGGCUUAACUGCGGGCGAAGCUAAAUCAGAGUCUCCACUAUCACAAGAGAUCUCCAAGUUUGUAAAGAUCAUCGCUUCCAUUGCUCUCGUCACUGCAGGCAUCUUCUUUGGUAUUGGUUUCCCUGUCAACAAUGGCAACGUCUCCCUCACAUUGAACUUUGCUAUCUCUGUCUUUGUCGCUUGGGUGCCUGAAGGUCUGCCAGCCACUGUUACUAUCCUGUUGACUAUCUCUGCCAAGCGUAUGGCUGCUAGAAACGUACUCGUCAAGGAUUUGCAAGGCGUGGAGACAUUGGGUGCUAUCACGCUAUUGGCUACUGACAAGACAGGUACACUGACUCGCAAUCAAAUGACGGUAACCUAUGUGUGGACCUGCCUCACCAUGAGAAAUGUCAUGGACAAGCAAAAUCAAAAGGGCCCUAUUUUGGAAGAACCCGGUGUGCGCGACAUGCUGAAUAUUUGUACCUUGAACACAAAGGCCAAAUUUGAUCGUGUCGACGUCCCUGUGUCUCAACGUCAAAUUCUCGGUGAUGCUACUGAAACUGGUCUGGUGCGUUUUGCUGCUGAUCAGUUGGGCAAACAAUUUGAUACACUUCCUGAUGAGUUCCCCAAGGUGUUUGAAAUCCCCUUCAACUCUGACAAUAAGUGGGCGAUGACAAUUCACAGAAAAAAACACGCUAACGGUUCAUUGACUCUGUAUGUCAAGGGUGCUCCCGAAAGAGUCCUCAACCUCUGUGAUAAGAUUCUCUUGGAAGACGGCUCCUCUGUUCCUCUGACUGAUAAACAUCGCGCUGCUUUCCAAGAAACCUAUGUUCACUUCGCUAGUCAUGGUCAUCGUGUUAUCGCAUUUGCUCAAGACUUGCUAUCUGAAAACGAAUACCCCUCUGAAUUCAAGUUUGACAAGUCUGCUAAGAAUUACCCCAUGUCUGGUAUGACGUUUGUGGCUCUCUGCUCCUUGGAGGAUCCUCCAAAGCAUGGUGUCCGUGAAGCGAUUGGUAAAUGUAGAGAGGCCGGCAUCAAGCCUGUAAUGGUUACUGGAGACCACCAGCUGACAGCUGAGGCUAUCGGUCGCAAGAUCAACUUGAUGGUGGGUGAUACUAAGGCAAUGGCAGCUCAACGAUUGAAUUGCUCUGAAGACGAGGUCCCUGAAAAUGAAUACAACAGUAUUGUGAUCCACGGUGACGCCAUUGACACACUUACCGAUGAUGAUUGGGAUCUUAUCUUUUCCAAGGAUGAGAUUAUCUUUGCUCGUACUUCGCCCAAACACAAGCUUGAAAUUGUUAAACGCGCUCAAUCCAUGCGACACAUUGUAGGUGUCACCGGUGAUGGUGUCAAUGACGCUCCUGCUUUAAAGAAGGCCGAUCUCGGUAUUGCUAUGAACAUUUCUGGCUCUGACGUGUCAAAGGAUGCUGCUGCCAUGAUUUUAUUAGAUGAUAACUUUGCCAGCAUUGUCUCUGGUAUUGAAGAAGGCCGCUUGAUCUUCGCCAACUUGAAGAAAUCGAUUCAGUACACCAUCAGCCACUCCAUGCCUGAAGUCAUCCCCAACUUGCUCUAUGUCAUUGUGCCUCUUCCUUUGCCUUUGUCUGCUAUUCUCAUCUUGGUGAUUGAUUUAGGCUUUGAGUUGUUUGCUGCUUUGACUUUUGCCUGGGACAAGCCUGAAUCUGAUGGAGGUUUGAUGAAGAUGCCACCUCGUAAACCUGUGAAUCCCGAAUCCAUUGACCGUCAUCGCCGUACCUUGCAUCGUCGCCAGCGCUACAUUGAAUAUGAUGCUGAAGGAGAGGAAGUUAGACCACCCUUGUUCCGUCGUGUUUACAAUACCUUCCAUGAAUUGUUCAGUGCAGGCUAUUGGAAAGAAAAGUUUGAAAAGUCUGAUGAUGAAGUCCUUGUUGAUUUGCCAUUGCUGUCCUGGGCUUACCUCGAAAUUGGUAUCAUUGAAGCUAUUGGUAAUUUGACUAGUUACUUUGUCGUUCUUUGGUACAAUGGUAUUACGCCCUAUGAUGCUGUUAUCAUGCAACGUGGUGCUGGUUUCCCUACCUACUACUUCUCCAAUGGCCCCAACUACGCUCAAAACUAUCUCACUGCUACUGGCAAGCUCUUGGAUUCAGCUGCUCAAAAGCAAGCUCUGGGCCAGGCCCAAUCUAUUGUUUAUUGGAGUAUCAUGGUCAUGCAAAUGUUCAAUAUGUUUGCCUGCAAGACUCGUUUCUCUGUACCAAUUGGCAGAUACAUGUUUUCAAACAAGUACACGUUCGCCGGUAUCGCUGGUGGUGCUUCUCUUGCUGCUUUAAUUGUGUAUUGUCCUCCUUUCAACAUCCCUUUUGGAACCGAUUAUCGUUUAUUGCCUCUCUUCUGGCUCAUUGGCUUUGGCUUUGGCAUUAUCAUCAUUGCUUAUGCUUGUCUUCGUAUCAAGAUUAGACAAAAGCUUAGCCCUGUGUCAUUCAAUCCUGAUAUUCAUGGGUUGCGCAUGUAUCCUACUAUUCGCACUGUUGCUACAAAUGACUCAAGAUCUGUCAACAGAAUUGUUUAA
This is a messenger RNA of Mucor velutinosus, 3423 nucleotides long. RefSeq lists its product as uncharacterized. Gene Ontology annotation, molecular function: P-type sodium:potassium-exchanging transporter activity; ATP hydrolysis activity; ATP binding. The record is from RefSeq and is a predicted model, not a curated record. Gene Ontology annotation, cellular component: plasma membrane. NCBI's taxonomy places the organism in Eukaryota, Fungi, Mucoromycota, Mucoromycetes, Mucorales, Mucoraceae. The coding region runs from base 1 to 3423 and encodes 1140 amino acids. The transcript has 4 exons. Gene Ontology annotation, biological process: intracellular sodium ion homeostasis; sodium ion export across plasma membrane; intracellular potassium ion homeostasis.